AUGGAAUCAAUUUGGAAGAACAUUGCUGCGGAGUUGGCGGAGCUGGGCCCAGCAAAAUCAGUAGAACAAUGGAAAACAACAUGGCGUGAUCUUAAAUCAAAAACGAAAUCCAGAAAUGCUAAUAUUAACCUUGCCAGAAAUAGAACUGGAAACAGUGAGAAUGUUCCCGCUGUAACAACUGCAGAAGAAAAAAUUUUAGGAAUCACUGGGAAGACUUCAUCUCAGGGUCUAGAUGUUCCCGAGACAUUAAUAGGACCACCAUUAGAGCAGUCACCACCACAUCCAUUGCCCGCACACCAGUAUCUACCACACCAUUCAUCACCACCCCAUAAAGAACUUCAUAUCGUUGUCACUCGCAAGGAGAAAAAAAUGUUGCGUGAAAGUGCCCUAAUAGAUUAUGAAUCUGCAGGACACCAGAGGGUCCUGGUCAGCAACUCCGCAGAAGGUCUACGAAAUCCUGACCGUAUGUUUCAGAAUCAAUGGGCUGGCGAGAAUUUGCCGCAGGGAGAUUUGAGCGCGUUCUGGACACCAGUAACGCUUAAGUCGCAAGACUUCUUCAUGGGCACGAUGAAUCUAGUCGGUGAAAGGAGACCCGGCGUAGGUGAUGCUUUUGCAUUCCGUUCUCCAUUAAUAGCUAGAAGACAGGCGCGUCACCGUUGGACAACGCUAAUCGAUAACAUAAUUGCCUAG
Molecule: messenger RNA, 690 nt
Organism: Danaus chrysippus (African queen)
Lineage: Eukaryota; Metazoa; Arthropoda; Insecta; Lepidoptera; Nymphalidae
Source: the annotation of a GenBank genome assembly